AUGUUGAGAUACUCCAGUAAUCAGAUUAUAAAGUGUACAUACCCACACUUGAGACUAUCAACAACAGGUGUGCUAAGAUCUACAUUACUCGUCAAGAGCAGUAGCUCUACAACAGUUCCACAAAGAUCAUACUUCAAUAGUACUAAGCCAUCAAAUGCAUUGUUUGAUGUAUUCUCAAAACUAAAGAAUGUUUUCACUGGACCAGAGAAAGAAGACCCAAAAGCAAAAUCAACAACUAAAGAUGCUCCAAAGGAACAAAAGGCACCAGAGAAAGUAGACCCAGAAACAGAAAAGAUUUUACAAGCAAGAGCUGCCAACGAUGAUGCUGAAUUCAACAAGAUGCUUGAGAUUGGUAGAUACAAUUUAAAUGAUUUCAGAACCUAUCUUCACAAAACCAUCGAACCUUCAAUUACAGCUGGUAAAGCCAACGAACAAGUUGCAGAAUUCCAAAUUUAUAUUAAAAUUAUUGAUGCAAUGACCAAUGAAGAGAGAGAAAAUCCAAGAGUAUUCCAGAAAUAUGCAUUCAAGAUCAAACAAAGAAUUAAUCAAGAAGCAGGUACUACACCACAACAAUUUUCAGCUAUGUUCGAUACAUACAAUAAUGCCAGACAGAUAUUCGAAAUUCUAGCUCGAUUCAAAUCACAAGGAAAAGAAAUCCCCAAGAAAUCUAGCGAAAUUCAAAAGUUCUUCAAAGAUAACAAAGAUGUCAUUAGAAAAGAGAUUGAUAAGAUGAGAAAGGAAAGAAGAUUCGAUUAA
Molecule: messenger RNA, 756 nt
Organism: Heterostelium album PN500
Lineage: Eukaryota; Evosea; Eumycetozoa; Acytosteliales; Acytosteliaceae
Exons: 5
Coding region: 1-756 (251 amino acids)
Biological process (GO): SRP-dependent cotranslational protein targeting to membrane
Cellular component (GO): signal recognition particle
Molecular function (GO): 7S RNA binding
Source: RefSeq, a predicted model, not a curated record